CCCAACUUCGUAACUUCGUUCACUUACUCAACACGCGAUAUACCAAGCGACGCACCAUGUCGCCACUUCUAUACCGCUUCAUGUGGAUUCUAUGACUUGAGAAGGCCCCAAUGAAGCAAUUUCUGUACAAAUAAGUCGAGAAAGAAACUGCAGCAUUUCGCACGCGAAAGCACGACAUCGCGCUAAAUGGUCAUGAUGCAUGCGAUCACCUCGCGACCGCCCAGGAGAGCCAAUCAUGGCUUGGCUCUUGCUUAACCGCGACCCUUGCAGUAAAGAUGAUCUGGGCGAUGAACCGAACCGAUACCCUUCAGAGAUGAGCUGGCGACCGCCCGGCUUUCCAGAAUAGCAGAAUGUUCGACUGCAUGGCCAUGGAGCCGAGACACGUGCGGCACACGUUGCCGGCAAGGAAUACGCUAUGCUGCUGGGUCUUCAAAAUCUUCUUCUUCUCAUUCCUGGACGUGGUGAACAGUUCUGUAUCUUCCUCAAUUUGAGUUCCCACGAUGGCCGACUUGGAUGUCUCGAAGGACGGCCUCCCGACAACAGGCGUUCACGCAACGAAGGCUUCCUCGGCAGCUACGUCAGACGUGGACGACAACUAUGAAGUCUACAGGCAGCACGAGCAAGAGCCGAUAGAUCCUGCAGAGUCGAAGCGAGUGCUUCGCAAGAUCGAUUUGCGCUUGAUGCCCAUCCUCUGGCUCCUAUACCUGCUGCAGUAUCUGGACAAGAACGGCAUCAAUUAUGCAUCUGCGUAUGGUCUACAGAAAGGCACAAAUCUACAUGGCGACCAGUACAGCUGGCUAGCAUCGAUUUUCUACUUUGGCUACCUCGCUGGACAAUGGCCUGGCGGAAUACUGAUGCAGAAGCUUCCUAUUGGCAAGUUUCUUGCUGGUACCUGCGUGGCAUGGGGCAUUAUCCUCCUGACAACACCGGCAACGACGAGCUUCGCCGGCAUUGCAACCAAUCGAUUUCUGCUAGGUUUGAUCGAAAGUCCUGUUAACCCGGGCUUUGUAAUCAUGGUGGGCAUGUGGUAUGUUUCGGCCGAGCAGCCCCUUCGACUCGAAGCAUAUUACUGCACGAAUGGAAUCGCGACUAUGUUUGGUGGACUCAUCGGAUACGCUGUUGGCCACAUCAAUGGAUCCCUGGACCGAUGGAUGUACAUCUUUCUCAUCUUUGGCAGCUGGUCUUUCGCAGCAGGCAUCCUUGCCCUAGUUGUGCUACCAGAUCUGCCCUCCAAGGCCAAGUUCUUGACGCCACGUGAACGCUACGUUGCUGUAGAGCGUGUCGCAAAGAACCGACAAGGAGUCAAGAACUCGCACUUCUCUCGCUACCAAGCGUUGCAAACGAUCCAGGACCCGAAAACUUGGAUCCUGUUCAUCAUGGCGGUUGGUGCGCAAGUUCCGAAUUCGGCACUGACGAGCUUUACAUCGUUGAUCAUCAAGUCUUUCGGUUUCGAUACGCUUGGCACACAGUACCUGCAGAUCCCGGGUGGAGCAGUGCAGUUCCUGUCGCUGCUUGGCGGCGGCUUUCUCUGCUCAAAGUUUCCAAACAUCAGAUGCCCAACCAUGAUUGUUGCCAAUUUGAUCUGUAUCCUUGGAGCUGGGAUGCUUGUGGGCUUACCAGAAAGCAACAAGUGGGGCCGUCUAGUCGCUAUCUGGCUUUGCUACUUCCAAGGACUUGGUUUCUCAAUGUCCUUAACCAUGAUUAGCAGUAACAUUGGAGGCUUCACGAAGAAACAAUUGACAGGCGCGAUCAUCUUCACUGGAUACUGUGUCGGAAACAUCAUCGGACCACAGACAUUCAAGGACAACGAGUCUCCAGGCUACCAUUCGGCAUACAUCGCCAUGCUUGUCGGAUACAGCGUUAAGUUGACGGCUGUGUGUGUGCUCUACUUUUACAUGUGGUCUAGCAACCAAAAGAGGGAUCGCGACCUGGCCGCUUCAGGUAUGACGAAAGAAGACGAGGAGAGGGCUGCAAUCGAGAGCGGCAUGCAAGAUAUGACAGAGAUCGACAACAAAGGCUUUAGAUAUGUCUUAUAAUCGCGAGCAGCAAUCUAAUCUUUCUCUCUGUUGAAAACGAUUUAUCAAUUGCAGAUUGUUCCAGACUGCGGCCAACACGCAUUUUCAAGCGCGAUCAGCACAAUGAUGGCCAGAGUCGUUCGCAGAUCUUGAUGAUGUCGAGAAAGUUGCUAUGAUGUAUGACGCAAAUUUAAAGUCUCGCAGGAUUCCGAGCCCGCACUUUUC
Cercospora beticola is the source of this 2240-nucleotide messenger RNA. RefSeq lists its product as uncharacterized. The record is from RefSeq and is a predicted model, not a curated record. Gene Ontology annotation, molecular function: transmembrane transporter activity. Gene Ontology annotation, cellular component: membrane. NCBI's taxonomy places the organism in Eukaryota, Fungi, Ascomycota, Dothideomycetes, Mycosphaerellales, Mycosphaerellaceae. Gene Ontology annotation, biological process: transmembrane transport.